Messenger RNA from Myiozetetes cayanensis, 1433 nucleotides. It is a transcript of the gene BRICD5, whose product is annotated as BRICHOS domain containing 5. The record is from RefSeq and is a predicted model, not a curated record. NCBI's taxonomy places the organism in Eukaryota, Metazoa, Chordata, Aves, Passeriformes, Tyrannidae. Gene Ontology annotation, biological process: regulation of cell population proliferation.
UCAGCCUUGGCAGAGCACAGAGUGCUGCUGAAAUGUGGAAGCAGCCGCUGCCAAGGGCAGGCUGCCACUGUCCCCUGCCAUUCGAUCCCUCAAUGAGCCCCACCUGGGCCCUGCCAGCCCCGGGGCCGCACAAAGCCCCGAUUGUGGCUCCCUGCGGGACAGGGCCGCACUGACAGCGGCUCCGGGCACACCUGCAGCUCCCGUGGAGCCCCUCGGCUGCAGGGACGGGUAUUUAUGUCUGCUGGAUGCACGUUCAGGUUUCCCAGGUGUGCCUGGAGCCGGGAUCAUGCCCAGUCUGUGCGUGGGCAGGAGGCAGAGCGGCAGCAGCCAGGUCCUCGCCUGAAGAGGGGAUGGAGGGUGGGGACGGCGCCGACCCUGCUGCCCCUGCAGAGGGCCACAGCACGACUCCCAGCUCCCUCCAGGACCUUCUGGAUCAGCCUGUCCAUUGCCUUGUUAUUUUUUGCAGUUGUUGGCAUCAGCGUGGUGGGGGUUCUCAGCUUGUCCCCCAGCUCUGCCCAGGCUGGCUCCCAGCCCGCCCGACUGACGCUGCAGGGCCAGCAGGACCCCCUGAGGAACCAAACAGCCCUGGUGGACAAGUCCAGGAGCACUGUCACCUACUACGUCACCUCGCAGAGCAACCUCAGCGCCGUGGUGCUGUUCGACGGCAGCAACGGCUACGUGUGCUACAAGCCCGUGGAGCAGAGCACGUGCUACCUGAAGAGGAUGGACCCCUGGGACCUGCAGACCCUGCAGGCAGCUCUCAACACGUCUGAGCAGAGGGCCGAGCAGCUGCUCCGUCACAACAACCACACCAAGUACUACCGCGAGUUCCUGGGCAUCGUGGCGGGGGAGCAGGUGGAGCCCAAGGGCCUGGGGGAGGCUGUGCAGGGCCUGUGUGAGCACACAGCCAUCUUCUGGGUGCACAGAGGGCAGGGUCCUGGGAAGCAGCGGCUGAUCUACCUGUGCAUUGACAUCUGCUUUCCAAGCAACAUCUGUGUCUCUAUCUGCUUCUAUUACCUCCCUGAGUAAGUGCUGAGCCGUGGAUGCCCUCUUGCUGCCCUACAUACUUGAACUGGAUUCCUGAAAAGCCUCCCAUUUCCACAAGGAAGGCAACACCCACAGCAUCCCCAGAGCCUCCUGCUGAUUUCACGCUGCACCUCGGGAGGGUUUAGAGAAACAAAGAGGCUUCUGCUCAGCACUGGCAGCACAGACACUCCCUGCAGCUCUGCCCUAGGGCUGCCACAUCCAUAGGAAUUAGGAGCCCCAGGCCUAGAGGAAUCCCGGGGAGCAGCUGGUGUUCUGGGGCUCCGUGCCCUGUCCAGCACAAGGUGGUUACAUUUGCUGGGGUUGGCUUCAGGAGAGCAGCUCUCCAAGUCACUUUGUGAAACACUUUCAAUAAAGGGAUUGCAACCAAGACAAGAGCUGCCUUUCCU